CGUGCCGGCAAGCACGCUUUUCCGUGCACAUGUCCAUGCACAUGAACUCGUAGAGAGUUCACGCGUUUGUGUGCUCAUGGGGUCAUCACGGUACUUCAUAACGACACCAAUAUUUUACGUAAAUUCAGGACCUCAUCUUGGUCACCAUCACACAGUCGUCUUGGCAGACGCCAUUCACAGGCUUCACAGGUUGCUGAAUCCUAAACAAGAAACGAUAUUCUCGACUGGCACGGACGAACAUGGUCUAAAGAUCCAGCAGGCGGCGUCAAGGGCAAAGCAAGAUGAACGGACGUUCUGCAGUGAAGUUUCGAAGCAGUUCAAGGAUCUGUUCGACAACACGGGCAUCACUUACACGGACUACGUUCGCACAACGGAGGAUCGGCACAAGAAAUGUGUCGAGCACUUUUGGAAAACGCUGCAGGAUAAAGGGUGGAUAUACACGGGAAUAUACAAAGGAUGGUAUUCAACACAAGAUGAACUCUUUCUUUCGGAAUCGGAGGUAACAGAAGUGAAACACGCCGAUGGCACUUCACAGAAGGUCAGCGUUGAGUCUGGGCACCCAGUGGAAUGGAUGGAGGAGAAGAACUAUUUGUUUCGGUUGUCUCAGUUCCAAGGAGACUUGCUGCACUGGUUGAAGUCUUCAGAAGGCGUAGUAAAACCUGCAAAGUUUCAGAAGCUUCUUAUGCACUGGAUCGAUGCUGGCCUUCAUGACCUUUCCGUAUCCAGACAGAGCACACGAGUCCAUUGGGGCAUCGUGUGCCUGAGGACAGUUCACAAACUAUUUACGUGUGGCGGACGCACUAGUCAACUACUCACAUCUCGCCUGGACCCAACAUACCCAAUGCUCAUCACUGGCAUCAUGUCGCUGGUCCUGAGUAUCCUCUCCCUGUUUCUGCCCGAAACCAAAGGCAAGCACAUGCCACAGACCCUGCAAGACGGGGAGCUGUUUGGAGCAGACCAGCGUAUCUUGGAUUUCCCUUGCCUUGGUGACAAAGGGUGUUCGUCGUCACUAAGGUGUCGAGUGCAAAAGUGCAUGGUAAUCAUGUGA
Molecule: messenger RNA, 1048 nt
Organism: Rhipicephalus sanguineus (brown dog tick)
Lineage: Eukaryota; Metazoa; Arthropoda; Arachnida; Ixodida; Ixodidae
Product: methionine--tRNA ligase, mitochondrial-like
Exons: 10
Coding region: 77-1048 (323 amino acids)
Biological process (GO): methionyl-tRNA aminoacylation
Molecular function (GO): methionine-tRNA ligase activity; ATP binding
Source: RefSeq, a predicted model, not a curated record